AUGAGUUCAUCAGCAAAUAAUCAAGCAACAGCAGGCAAUACGACAAAUAAAUCAUUAUCAGUGCUUAUAACUGGACCCUAUGAAGCUGGUAAGAAAACAAUUGUUCACAUGGCAAAACAUGGUAAAAUUUCUGACAUUUCGCCAACAAUCGGUGUCGAAUUCGAAAAACUGAGUAUCAAUGAAACUCCUCUAUUGGUUUGGAGUUUGGGUGGACGUUCAAGAUAUCGUCCUAUAACAAUGUCAUAUUAUAGAAGAAUGUCAGCAUUUAUUUUUGUUGUUGACUCCAAUGAUCAUUUAAGCAUUGGUGAAGCACGUGAAAGACUUCAUCAAAUAGUUGGUGAUGAUCGUAUCGAAGAUAAACCUAUUCUCAUAUUUGCCAAUAAACAGGAUUUGCCCGAUGCAAUGAGUGUUGACCAACUUCGAGAUAAACUUCAUUUAGACAAAGUGGAUAAGAAGGUCAAAUGGCAUUUACAACCAGCAUCUGCUACUCAAAACCAAGGUCUUCAAGAAGGUUUCGAAUGGUUGAUACGUUCGAUUCCAAAACAAAAGAACCAAACAAAUCCCAUCGUAGAAACAGCGAAUGAUGCAAUUACGAUGAAAAACGAUUUCAUUUCAUUAUUCAAUAUCACUAAAUUUACUGCAGAUAUAUGGAGAAUUAUUUCUUCGUCAUUCACUCUUAUUGGAUAUAUAUUCAAACAUUGA
This is a messenger RNA of Adineta ricciae, 702 nucleotides long. The record is from the annotation of a GenBank genome assembly. Lineage: Eukaryota; Metazoa; Rotifera; Eurotatoria; Adinetida; Adinetidae.